Molecule: messenger RNA, 953 nt
Organism: Rosa rugosa (rugosa rose)
Lineage: Eukaryota; Viridiplantae; Streptophyta; Magnoliopsida; Rosales; Rosaceae
Product: peptidyl-prolyl cis-trans isomerase CYP20-1-like
Exons: 8
Coding region: 88-771 (227 amino acids)
Biological process (GO): protein peptidyl-prolyl isomerization; protein folding
Cellular component (GO): intracellular membrane-bounded organelle
Molecular function (GO): peptidyl-prolyl cis-trans isomerase activity
Source: RefSeq, a predicted model, not a curated record
GGUCUUCUACGAUAUUUUUUUUUUUUUGGGUCAGUCUGAAGUCUACAAUUUUGCUGCGGAAGACUUGGUAAACGAAAGCGGAGAGAGAUGCCCAGAAGGUUGGUUUCUGCCGCAGCUCUUUUGUGGGGUUUGCUUCUCUUGGCGACAUUAGUUGUCAUUCUGAAUCGAUUUAGCAAUGAUAAAGUCCUAUCAGAGCCAAACACCCUCAAAAGCAAAAGUGAGAUUGUUGAGGAAAGUGAUGAUCUGGAACAAGUCACCCACCAAGUUUUCUUCGAUAUCGAAAUCGAUGGAAAACCCAUUGGUCGCAUAGUCAUGGGUCUUUUUGGAAAAACAGUUCCAAAAACCAUAGAGAACUUUCGAGCACUAUGCACUGGGGAGAAGGGAAUUGGAAAGAGUAUGAAACCUCUGCACUACAAAGGGAGUAUAUUUCAUAGAAUUAUUCCCAGCUUUAUGAUUCAGGGAGGGGAUUUCACUCUUGGCGAUGGAAGAGGUGGAGAAUCGAUUUAUGGGGAAAAGUUUGCAGAUGAAAACUUCAAAGUAAAGCACACUGGACCAGGUUAUUUAUCAAUGGCAAAUUCUGGCCAAGACACCAAUGGAUCACAGUUCUUCAUCACGACUGUCAAAACUAGCUGGUUGGAUGGUCACCAUGUUGUAUUUGGCAAGGUGCUUUCUGGAAUGGACGUUGUGUACAAGGUUGAACGAGUAGGAGGAUCGGAUGGGAUACCUAAGGGUGAGGUUGUUAUCAAAGACAGCGGUGCACUUCCAAUGUGACCAGCCUACCCUACUCUUUCAUAAAAAUGAUAAAAUGGCAAUAUCAGUGAACUUCCGAUGCGACUGGUCUAAUACAAAUGAUAAGCAACUAUUGCCUAUUUGAGAUAUUGUUGUUCAUACUGUGUGCUUAUAUUGAACGUUAGCGGCUUAAUAUUUAGAAAGAAAUUUGGUUUAAUUGUACA